AAAUCGACCUGUCGAUUACCUGAAGCUAAGGUCCAUACUUAGAACCCUGCUAUGACGGCAACUGACGUUUUGCUUUAAUCAGUUCACCAAUCUCCUGUCUCCUACCAACAUCUAAUGACACGGCGAGUUAUUGAAUAUAUCUGUCAAACGAUAACUCUCAUUUCUUGCCAACUUCCACCACCUCUUUCCUAUAUUAUUGGCGAUCCAAAGUUGCAAUGAGUGAGGAGCCAAGGACCUUGAAGUCCGUCUUCCAAGCUGCCGAAUCGAAGCGAACAGCUUUGGAAGGCACUUAUGAGACGAGCUCUCCCACUUAUCGCCAGGAUCUUGCCGACGCUUUGAAGCUAUAUCAAGAAUGCAACCAGAUAAUUAACAAGAUCUCACUAUUCAGUUCUAAUGAAGGGCUCGAGGAUAUUGCUACGUCUGACCUUCCGUACCUUCUGGUCAACUAUCGCAUAGCCGAGCUUGUUCAGAAGAUCUCAACACAAUCACCCAUGGAAAGAAAGGCUGCUUUGAACACGACCCGGGAAGCAUAUGAGAGGUUUUUACACCUUCUCGACAGUUACUCGAUAUUAUCUCCAUCGGACAGCAAGCUGUUCACUGAAUAUAAUGAAGAUCCCUCUGCCUUCUCCACCAUAUCUACCUCGGAUCCAGCAGCUCGGCGCAAUGCCAAGAUUGCUAAUUUCAAGGCAGAAAAAGAGUUGAAGAAGAAGCUAGAGUAUAUGCGAAAUUCUCCGCGAUAUCUAGAGGAUGGGGGAGAUGAAGAGGCUGUUCGCGAGCUCUAUCUUACGAACGUUGCUUUCUUUACCCACAUGGCGUUUCAAGGCUUGGAGGGAAUCAACCGAGAGGCGGAAAUAUUAGCGCAAGCGCCAAGCCCCUUGACGUCGCAGUCAGCAACAGUUGAAGACGACGACAGGCGGCGCAGAGAAGCGCAAAAUAAUGAUGGUUACUCGGAUAGAUUAGACGCCCCUUUGAGCAGUCUCCAGUCCUCGGGUGGGGGUCCACUUCUCAGCAAACAGGGAAAGCCCCUACGACCAUUCACUCUCACAUCUAAUCGGCAAGAGCUCCAGAGAGGGGUAUUCCGUCCGGGUCAUAAUCUCCCUACUAUGACUAUUGACGAGUACCUGGAAGAAGAACGAAGACGAGGGAAUAUCAUCGAAGGUGGUGGAGAAGCCAGUUUUAACAGGCCCGAACCGGAUGAAGAUAAUAUGGAGAAGGCAGAUGCUGAGACUAUGAAAGCUAGAGAAUGGGAUGAAUUCAAAGAGGCCAAUCCUCGGGGAAGUGGAAACACCUUGAAUAGGGGUUAGAGGUAGAUAUUAACAGGGUAUGCCUACCUAGGUACCUAAGGUAGUAAGUAGUAAAAUACCUUAUAAGGAGUACAAUCACUUCUUUACUCACCUGAAAUAUGUCAAUUUAGACAUUUCCGUUAGGAACUUCACAACUGAUUAAAUUUCAUAUAUAAACCAUGAGAAAAAGGUGCAAAAGUACAAAAGGUUGUUGAAAAGAUGGGAAAGUCACUGCUUUACACUGCUUUACACCGUAUAUACCGUAUAUAUACACCUAUAUAGGUUAAACCAAUACAGUAUCGAUUAUCAC
Molecule: messenger RNA, 1593 nt
Organism: Daldinia caldariorum
Lineage: Eukaryota; Fungi; Ascomycota; Sordariomycetes; Xylariales; Hypoxylaceae
Product: TAP42-like protein
Exons: 2
Coding region: 216-1304 (362 amino acids)
Biological process (GO): regulation of signal transduction; regulation of dephosphorylation
Cellular component (GO): cytosol
Molecular function (GO): protein phosphatase 2A binding
Source: RefSeq, a predicted model, not a curated record